Lobosporangium transversale is the source of this 1518-nucleotide messenger RNA. RefSeq names its product WD40-repeat-containing domain protein. NCBI's taxonomy places the organism in Eukaryota, Fungi, Mortierellomycota, Mortierellomycetes, Mortierellales, Mortierellaceae. The record is from RefSeq and is a predicted model, not a curated record. Gene Ontology annotation, cellular component: Set1C/COMPASS complex. The transcript is spliced from 5 exons. Bases 33 to 1439 code for a protein of 468 amino acids. Gene Ontology annotation, molecular function: chromatin binding; protein binding.
CGUUCUACCAUUCUACGAUUUCUUGAACUAUCAUGGACUACUCAAUGUCCAACAGCUACAGCAAUAACAACAAUAAUAGCAACAACAAUAGCAACGGCGUCAGUAGUAGCAAUGCAAAUAACAUUCUCCAAGGAACAACUGUCCAUGCUCAAUUACCACCCCCUGUUGUCUUAACACCUGCAUUACUUGGAUCUCUUAAGGUCUCAAAGAUCUUUAAGGACAAUACAAACAUCAUUACUUCCCUUGACUUUGAUGAUACUGGAGUCAAAUGUGUUACCAGUGCUCAAGAUGAAAGUCUACAUGUUUAUGAUUGUGUCACUGGAAAGUUAGAUAAAACAUUAUUCAGUAAAAAAUAUGGUGUUCAUCUCGCCCGCUUUACACAUCGAUCUACUAAUGUCGUCUAUGCUUCGACAAAAGAAGAUGAUACUCUCCGAUAUCUCUCAUUGCAUGAUAACAAAUACAUUCGAUACUUUCGAGGACAUGAAAAGAAGGUCACUGCAUUGGAAAUGUCUCCAUUGGAUGAUCAAUUCCUAGCAGGAAGUGAAGGUUCAAUUCGUUUAUGGGAUCUUCGUAGUCCCAAUUGUCAAGGUGCACUUUCAGUCAUCGGUCGACCUGCUAUCGCAUUCGACCCUAGUGGUCUCGUCUUUGCAGUCGCUAUCGGCUCUACCUUGCGUUUAUAUGAUGUCAAAGUCUUUGAUCAGGGCCCCUUCGAAACUGCUAUCAUUGGCCUUAACAAUCAAAAUAAUCAAAAUGGUUACAACAAUACCUUCAACAAUCCUAUACUAUCGUCAUCAUCAACAUCUUCUUCGCCCAUCAUUGUCACCCAGCUUGAAUUCUCUUCAGAUGGGAAAAACAUCCUUGUCAGCACUGCGGGUGAUGCUCAUUAUAUCGUCGAUGCCUAUAAGCCCUCCGCCACAAAACUUCGUUUGGUCGGUCAUUACAACAGUUAUAGCUUUGGCCCUAGGCUCGGAAGGAGUACCUUCUCAGGAGCAGGCGGUCGAGGAGGGGCAGGCAAUGGAGAUGACGAUGAACCAUUUCAAAGUGGUGGAGAGGCCUGUUGGACCCCUGAUGGCAAAUGUGUCGUCUCUGGCUCAAGGGAUGGAAGUAUCUAUGUCUGGGAUAUCGCUAAAGCCAUGUCCGAUCAAGCCCUGGGCCUCUUCAAUCAUAACAAUAAUAAUAUGGGCGUCAAUGGUGCUGCGACAAAUACAGGCGUUAAUGGAGAUUUGGGGCAAUCAUCUUCAAAUUUGCUGAGCCCUGAUGGUGAAUUAAGACCAUUCAAGGCCUUGAAAGCUCAUGGAACCCCAAGCCAUAUCGUCGCAUUCAAUCCAAAAUACCUAAUGAUGGUCAGUGGUUCCACAGAAUUGGCGUUCUGGGAGCCUGACCCAAAUGUUGUUGGAAUGGAUGCCCUCCAUGACUUUUCCAAGGGUGGUCGUCAUUGAUAAAUACCAUGCAUAUGUAAAAAGUUAAAAUGUAAAAUCAAGAAACAAUAAAAAGAUACUAUGAAAGUUUAUUAUUAAU